AUGCUUGAAGAAGGAAAAUCAAACCUUGUUAAGCGGUGGGGGCGACGCGACAAUAUUUGGGACAAUCUUGGUGUUGGUGAAAACAACGAUUUACGCCUUGUUCAAGAGACAGAACAGUGGGAUAGUGAAGUUGAAAAAAAGAAGAAAGCAUUAUUAAACGCAUCACGAGGUUUAAUUCGAUCAUUAGUUUUAAUUUUAGAUUUAUCAACAAAUGGAUUAGAAAUGCGUCUAUUUAAUCAAAACCGAAUGAAGUUAAUUCAAGAUCAAACAAUUGACUUCAUUAAUGACUUUUUUGUGCAAAAUCCAUUAUCACAACUUUCCAUUCUAGCAACAUACGAAUCUACAUGCCGCAUUUUAACACCUCUUUCCUGCAAUGUUCAAGAUCAUGUCAAAAAAAUCAAAAGUUUAUCAUUAGAAGACCAUGGCGGUGAACCAUCUCUUGAAAGCUCACUCUCUAUUGCUACAGCAAUUCUCGGAAAUGGCGAAAAGAACCCUGGUCUUGCGCAAAUCUCAACAACCAAAGAAGUUCUAAUUGUUUACGGCUCACUAACUACAUGUGAUAACUCUCCGAUCUACAAAACUCUCAAUUUAGUCAGAGAUUCUAAAAUUAAAGUUUCAAUCAUCGGUCUUGGCGCAAAAGUCUUUGUUCUUGAAAAGAUUGCAGCAGAAACCAAAGGUGAAUACUUUGUUCCAGUAUCUAUUGAGCAUUUACAUGAUAUUUUCCAUUCAUUUGUUAUUCCACCCGAAUUUAUGUUAAACCAGCGUCGUUACUUCAUACCAUUUGGCUUUGCAUCUCUUGCAAGUCCAACAGUUCCUUCUUUCGACGUUUUCAAGCUGAUGUCAAAUCCUCCAUCAAAAACAAAUAAACCAGAGACUCCGCAGUACGGUGGAUACCAAUGUCCUCGAUGCGGAACACGUGUUUUCAGUAUCCCUUGCUUCUGUCCUGUUUGCAGAGACUUCUUAAUUUCACCUGCAUACCUUAAACGCACUGUUUGCCACCUUACACCUGUUCCUCUUUUUGUGUCCGAGGAAAGUCCUGACACUGACCAUUGUUUUGGCUGUAAUAUGCCUUUCGAAGAAAUUCCAUGCAGAUGUCCGAAAUGUAAUAAGUGUUUUUGCAAGAAAUGCGAUCCAUUUAUCCAUGAAGUGCUUCAGAGCUGUCCUGGAUGCUAUGAUAUUAAUUAA
Trichomonas vaginalis G3 is the source of this 1185-nucleotide messenger RNA. RefSeq names its product nucleotide-excision repair. Gene Ontology annotation, molecular function: zinc ion binding. Bases 1 to 1185 code for a protein of 394 amino acids. The record is from RefSeq and is a predicted model, not a curated record. The transcript has a single exon. Gene Ontology annotation, biological process: nucleotide-excision repair; DNA-templated transcription; regulation of transcription by RNA polymerase II. Gene Ontology annotation, cellular component: transcription factor TFIIH core complex; transcription factor TFIIH holo complex. Lineage: Eukaryota; Parabasalia; Trichomonadida; Trichomonadidae.